Mizuhopecten yessoensis (Yesso scallop) is the source of this 6722-nucleotide messenger RNA. Its product is annotated as XK-related protein 6-like. The record is from RefSeq and is a predicted model, not a curated record. NCBI's taxonomy places the organism in Eukaryota, Metazoa, Mollusca, Bivalvia, Pectinida, Pectinidae. Bases 26 to 1483 code for a protein of 485 amino acids. Gene Ontology annotation, biological process: engulfment of apoptotic cell; apoptotic process involved in development; phosphatidylserine exposure on apoptotic cell surface. The transcript is spliced from 3 exons. Gene Ontology annotation, cellular component: plasma membrane.
GAGAAGUUGAGAAGUAAACAUCGAAAUGGCUUCGACCUCAGGUGGGGUGUCAAAUUCACGAUGUAACGGCCUGGGGAAGAGAAUUCAAACUCGACGGACAAGUUUCAAACUAACCCCGCAACAGGAACAAAAAGCAAAUGGAUACCAAGUUAACUCUCUUCAGUUACAGACCGAAGAUGACAGGGACAGGACACAUGCGGAUCGUCCGACCCAGCCCUCAGCCACCGUGUUUCUGGACGAUGUAAUUGAUCAAACGGACGGUUCUUAUCGUUAUCCCUUUACCAAAAUAGACCUUUUUAUCACACUGUUCUCCACCUUAUUUUUUCUGUAUGAUUUUGUGUCCGACAUUGUGCUGACUGAAGAGUAUUUCCGACAUGGUCGCUACCUGGCCUUCUGGCUCACUGCUGCCUUUACCGUGUUGCCUGCUGUCAUAUCUAACGGUCUCAGUGUCCAGUGGUACUAUCUCGACUACACACGUGAAAAGCAACACCCGGAGAUCAUCGGCACCUCAAUGUGUACCUGGUUCUGCCGUGUGUUCUUCACUUUCCCACUCAUGAUGGGUCCUGCAGUGCGACAUGUGGAAUAUAUCUACCAUGGUUGUAAGUCCUGGACUAAAGACAGUGAUGAGGGGGACAGGAAGAAGGCAAAGGACCACCAUUACAAACAGAUGCUGUAUGAGGACAAUGAUGCCAGUCUGAUACGGAUGCUGGAAAGCUUCCUGGAGUCCGCACCUCAGCUUAUCAUCCAACUUUACAUCAUACUCACCGAGGAGAAACAUGACAGUCCUCCAUUUUUUACAAUGUAUGUCCGCCCAGUGGCCAUGUUAGGGUCAUGGAUUGGUCUGUCCUGGUCCCUCGUGUCCUACCACAGAGCUCUCCGCGCUAUGCAUGCUCAUUCUAGUGGGUUGACCACCGCUAGCAUGACUGGCCUCGGAAAAAACAUCGGUGGAGCUAUUGGUUACUUCCUGUGGCGGGCCUGCGAGGUCGGACCUCGUGUCAUCAUUAUAGCACUUUUUGCAUCACAGCUCGGUUAUAUAGUCCUUGUCGCAGCCGGAUUUCAUUGGCUAAGUAUGACCACGUGGUUGUUCUUCCAGAAAACUGAGUUUUAUCCGAAUCGUCGUGACGAGAUUAUAUUUAACAUCGUGAUAGGUUAUGUGUUAGUUUUUUGUUUUAUUAAUACCCGUGAUGGUCAUACAAGAUUUCGAGUCAUCAUUUAUUAUUUCGUGUUUUACCUCGAGAACUUUGCCAUGCUCUUAUCCUGGACCUACUUUACACCCGAUAAAAGUGAGUGGUUCUACUUCAUGGCCAUUUCCGUUGUAGCAUCUGGCUUUGUGUGCCAGAUAGUGUUCCAGCUCUUCUUCUACAUGUGCUGCCACCCCGAGAAAAUCGAGAUUUGCCUGAACCCGUGUAAGGAUUUUAUGUUUUAUCGGUCUGUGUGUCACAGCCUUGAUGAGGCUGACAGAGAACCUCCCGCUUAUCUUUAAUAUACAUUGAAGAAUUUUUACUUACAUUGAUGCACAUUUAUGGUUUAGGCUAGGCAAAAAACUGUUUCCUGUUAAUUUUAUUUUUCUAAAAUAAAGUUGAGAUGAAGACAGAACGUAGAGAAUGAUACGGGUACGUAUACAUAAUUGUUUGGAUAGAAAUACAAGUGUUAUUCCUGUUUACAUGUAGACAGGAUUGAGAUAGGCUAAGAUUAUACUCAGCACAAAAAGAAAGGUCAAACACAAUCACCUGUGGACUGCCUCUACAUCUGUGAGAACAGGAAAACCUUUUUAUAGUACAUAACUUUAUAAACUUUCAGGCGUAGAAUACCAACCAAGUGACACCCAAUUAAUUAAAUCAUUCAAGCGUACGUAGUCUGUGAUGGCCCAUAAACUCCUCAUGCCUUUUUGCAGAUAACUACAACAGUGAUUGGUAUAAAGUGGGAACGUAGUUCAUCUAUCUAUCGCCUCAUUACGACUAAAAUCUCAUAAAAAGUUGUCACCAAUAGGUUUAUACCAUUACGCCAUGACUGUCGCAAGUUUAGAGGGAAAGGGCUGUUGGCAGAGGACUCGCCUUGACACAUCAUCGUAACAACUGCUUAAAAUGGGUCAGUGUACAUGUCAACAUCAGGUGUUUCCCUAACGGAACAAUAUUAAUGUGUUGUAAGAAUCACUUACUGUAUAACACGAAAUGUUUGUGGCUAAUUUCUUUCGUGGUUUGAAGCCAUUUAGAUCGUUUCAUGGUACAAACUUUCGUUGAUAUCCUAUAAUAACAAACAGUCGACACGUAUAUCAUUCAAAUUCGCUCUAUUUAUGUUUCGUGGUUCAAUAUAGCAACCACGAAAACCACGAAUGUUUAUACACAAGGAACAUUUCAUGUUAUACAGUAAUGGGAGACGUACAGUCAGAGUAAAUGCUUUGAAAACAGCUGCAUUGUUGUGGGGACCGGUUGUGGUUUCCUAUGAACAAUGCCGGUUUAUGCCUCUCUUUGUUAUGUCAUAUCUCCUGUACCUUUUGGCGAACUAAUUUGAAAUUUCAUACUUGCGCACAGAACUUCAUUUAUUCCCGAUCACAAGUAUAACAAUUAAUUAUAAAUCCCUGAUGAGGUCGGAAAUGACCCAUAAUGCCCCUAGUCAUACUGAAACAUAUUACCUGUUAACCCUUUCACCCGUAGGUAACUUUAGUAGACUCUACCAGUUAUUUAUUAGGACGAGUCCAUUGUGGUCCACAGUGGUGAAAGGGUUAAGCUCAUAUUGAAACAUGCUUUUGUAUAUAACUUAACAUUGAUAUUGUGGCAUCAGGGUCUGUAUUACAAUAUAUGGAUAAUACGGUGAAUUAUCUAAAGUAUCCGUGUAAAGUAUUGUUUACCUGUCUUUUUAACUGAGUAUAGAGAAAGGAAGCCUCAUCCACGAGGCAUCCAAUAAACAGAUUUUUCAACAACAAAAAUCCUGAAAAUUAAGAAAAUUUGAUUUAUCAUCUGAAUUGUUGUUCCAGAAAGGUCUUGAACUGAAAUGUUCUGACUAAUGAUGUUUACACUGUGUCUACUUACAUAACAUUAACUGUAUGUUUACCUAUAUGUUUACCAGUAUGUUUACCUGUACGUUUGUAAUUAGUGUCUACACCUUUACUCUAGUAGCUACUGAUACACCUAGUCCAAUAUUAACCUCAGGUACAAAUGUUGAGCACUAAACUCUGUGUGUAAGUAAGUCGUAGGUUAAGAAAAGGUUGUACUAAUUGUAUGUUUUAUUAUUGGUGUCAUUUUCUGUGAGAUCGAAAGGGAUGAUAAUGAAUUAAGAAUUAUGAUCACUGAUCUUUGUUUCCUCAAUGUUAGCUGUUAAUAAGAUUCUUUGUUAUGUUUUAGAAAUGUUGACCAAUUUUAAGUUAAAUAUAUAAUGGUAAUGAAAAAAACCCAAUUGUUAUGAUGACCUGUUUUAUUUUUUUAGAAAAAAUCUUUGAAAGUCAUAUCUUCUCAACAAAACAUCUAAGGUGGUGACAUUUGGCAAGUUGCAUUCUAGGAUGAAGGGGUAUAAAAUUUAUUCAACUUAAUAUCCUUGUUUGACUUUCAAGGUCACAAAGACCGAAUUGGUUUAAAUCUUGUGACAGGUUGUGACUUAAGACACUGAUAGUUUGCCUGCAGCUUUAUUGAGUGAUGCAGGCCCAUUGGGCCUCUUGUUUUAACAUGUCUUGUAAUUUUUGGUAUUUCGAUAUUUCUAAAUUUUGAUUACAAUUGCAUGUGCAUGCUUUCAAAUGCAAUAAUUCCAUAACUCGGGGUAUUAUAUAUGUACUUAACAGGUCAUAUCUUUUAGUAUGAACUUUUAAUUAAAAGGUCAUAUGUUACAAUAUGAACUUAAAAGGUCAUAUAUAUAUAUGCUCUGUUAGUUGGCAUAAGCAUUAAAUCAUUUGCUUCAGAAUUAGACAAUGUUUUAUUAUAUAAUCCCUUCUUUUUUGUAUCUGUUAUAAUUACCGACGUUUGCUUAUCAGCUUUUUGGAGAUUACUAAAUAAUUAAUUCACUUGGAGUUGGAGAAUAUAGAGCCAGCAUAAACAGAAAUCCUUGAUGAAAUCCUAAUGCUGGUUAAUGGUGUACUAACAUUUUGUUUGAUGUUUUCCUGACUUUUGUAGUGUGCAGCUCAUGCUUUUCGUUUUUAUGUCACAUCAUAAAAAAGGAGGGCUUGAACAUUUGGUUUUUGCAAAUUGUUUAACUCAUAUUCACCCCUGAAGACACAUUUGAACUCUUCCAAUUCAAAGGUUGGAAUAGCUCAUUAUAAAAUUUCAGGGGUGAAUGAGUUAAGAAUGCACAGAGCUUGUUGAAAUAAUUUGCUUUUUUAACUGUUCUGAUGUUACUUAUUUUAUACAUUACAGUGUAUAUUGCUUGUUGAUAUUAACUACAAAAAUCUUUCGUUAGUGUACACAACAUUGCAAGGCGCUUUUACCGGCAAAUUAUUUUGAAAUCAUUUGUGGGAAGAGAUUAUUAGGACUCCAAAUAUGGUAUUUGGUCAAGUUUUAUUUAGAUUUAUUGAUGCAUAGUUAUAUAGAUGUUACUGGCAAAUUGCAAUUCUUUUCAAAUUGAAUGAUAGGGCAUAUUUAAACUAACACAAGGGCAUAUUUAAAUUUCACACAAGACAAAACAAAUAUUGUAUAUAUAGUUUAGCUAUAUAUCGCAUAAUUACUAUUUAAACUUAACACAAGACAAACAAAUAUUGUAUAUACAUGUAGUUUAGCUAUAUAAUUAUCUAAUAGUUACAGAUACAUGUGUAUAGCAACUUAAACUGGUAUAAAGUAUAUAUUUAAUAUUAUAUCUGUUUAACGAUACUGAUAUGUAAGUAAGGGGAAACUCAUAAUGAGCCCUUUUGCAUUGAAAAGUGAGAAAAUACAUGAGGGCAAAAACAUUAAAGUGUACAGACGGUAUCUACAGAUCUAGAAUUGAAACACAAGCCAAAUCCUUGACUACGUGUUGAUUGAAAUGAACAAAAGUUCUAGCCAGACUAUCUGGUUAUACUGCAUGUUUUAAGUGUAAUCUUUUUGUCCGUACCUGUAUCAGUCAUUAUACUAUAAUUAUGCUUGGUUAGCCUUGAAUACCAAUAGUAUAUAGAUAUAAAUAAUCAUAUUUAUCACAUACUGUACUGUGUUAUCCAGUAAAUAUACCCAUGUUAUAUUUUUUGGCGUAUAAACACCCAUGUAGUAUGACCUAUCAGCCCUGUGAUUGGUUGUAAGUUUCAAAUGUGACAAGUACACGACGUCACAGACUUACGCACUAGAGUCAAAAUGGCGGCUUUUUACAUUUCAAGAUUGCAUGAACAUUGUCGUUUUACAAAUCUUAAUAAUGUGAUGAAAAGGAUCUUACUCUCAAUUUCAUUUCAUAUGAAAUUUAUGGAACUCGUCACAAAUUUUUCAUUUUAGCAUGCCAGAAGCUCACUAAAUUGAAAAACUCUUUGACUCCUUUCAUAAAUCUCAGAUGGAAUGGAAACUCGUGUAAGAUCCUAUAUGUAUCUUCUGAAAUAUAGAUAUGCAUAUGGCAUUAAGUUGUACCAGGGUAUGAUAUCAAUAUACAUUAAAUAUGUCUAUAUUGAAACCAAGGAGAUAUACUAGGUUAUACCGGGACAUAUUGUUCUCUAUACAGUAACAUAGAUCCAUAACAAACCUGAGAGGAUCUACAAUAUUUGUUGACAAGUUUACAACAAACCCCAGGGGAUCCAAGAUUUUAGAUCUCUUCAGUAAAAGAGUCUGUUAAUGAAUCCCAGGGUAAUUAAGAUAUUAGUUUUCUGUACAGUACAUUUUAUCUGUUAACAAUCCCAGGGGAAUUAAGAUUUUAGUUCUCAGUACAGUAAAAUUUAUCUGUUAACAAAUCCCAGAGGAAUUAAGAUAUUAGUUCUCUGUACAGUAAAUUUUGAAUCCCAGGGGAAUUAAUAUAUUAGUAUUUUGGUUCUCGGUUCAGUAAAUUAGGUUUUCAACCAAACCUAGGGUACCUUACAUAUUAGCUGUAUACAGUAAGGGGCGUAAUAAAUUGAUAAAAAGGUAAGAAAGAAACAUAAGCUGACAUAAGUAAAAAAUGGUUAGGAUAAAUUAGAUAUCUUUACAGUAAAGCCUGUAUAAUGUAAUCUGGGGGCAUUAGAAUUAGUUCUCUAAUGAAGAGUCUAUAGAGUAAAUUUGGAUCUUUAUACCUGAGCUUUCUACAGUAAAACAAAUCCAGUGAAAAGAUUUUGUACAUUAGUCGCUAGAGUUUUAAGACAAACUCUAGGAGACAUUGAAAUAUUCCUCUCGAUAAGAAGUAUGGACGGGUAUAUCAGAAAUACUGGGGGAUAGGCUAGGGUAGAAGAAAUAAGUGCAAAAAACAUGUUUAUGCCAGAUAUUAAUGUGCCCGGUGUUUGUAAAACUUGCUUUUAAUCUAAUGAGAAAUUGGUUCUCUACAGUAAAACACGUUUAUAAUGAACCUUAGAGAAUCUGGUUUAACUAUAUAGCUACAGCACAACUGGUUUAUAAUACAAAAUGUAUAUAAAUAAAAAUAAUAACAGUAUGAGUUUUAUAUUGAUGUAAUGCAGCUUUUUUAUAUCAAGUCUUUUUUAAACCCUUGCAUCACUAGUAGGCUAGUCAAUUUGUAUUUUUAUAUAAUUUUUUAAUAUAAAAUGAUGCAAUCUUAUCUACAGGUUUUAUAGUGUCUUGUAAUCAUUUCGUAUUACGUUUUAUUUUAUUUUAUUAUAAACAGUCUUUUUUUUAUGAAUGUUUAUGUACAAAAUAAAAUGUGAA